Messenger RNA from Dentiscutata erythropus, 153 nucleotides. The record is from the annotation of a GenBank genome assembly. NCBI's taxonomy places the organism in Eukaryota, Fungi, Glomeromycota, Glomeromycetes, Diversisporales, Gigasporaceae.
AUGUCUACGCAAGAAUAUAUUGUAAAUGUAAAAGAAAGUGGAAGAAUAAAAGAGCUAUAUUUAGCUAUUAGUCCAAAUGGUGAUUUUGUAGUAGAAUUUGUAUUAUUGUCAAGUGAAUCGAAAUUAUGGGAUUUGCAAUUACGAAUGUAUAAU